AUGCCCUCAGCUGCCCGGAACCUGCGCCCCGCCGCGCGAGCGCUCUUCUCAUUGGCCGCCGCCCCCAGCCGGCCCUCUGACUGGCCCGGCCACGCCUCGUCCCCGCCCACACGCGGAGAGCCCGGCCUCCCGCGGACCGGCUCCUCAUUGGACGCCCCUUCCUAUUGCCCCGCCCCCGGCUCCACGCUCCUCCCGAUUGGCGGGUCGGCGCCGCCCCGGGGCCACUCCGCGGCCAAGACGAGCGGCGGCCGCGGGCGGGGCGGCUCCGUGCGGGUGGUGUGGACGCCGCGCCCGGCCCUCCCGUCCACUGCCCGCGCCCGGCCCUCCCUCCAUUGCCCGCGCCCGGCCCUCCCUCCAUUGCCCGCGCCCGGCCCUCCGCCCACUGCCCGCGCCCGGCCCUCCGCCCACUGCCCGCGCCCGGCCCUCCGCCCACUGCCCGCGCCCGGCCCUCCGUCCACUGCCCGCGCCCGGCCCUCCGUCCACUGCCCGCGCCCGGCCCUCCGUCCACUGCCCGCGCCCGGCCUCCCGCCCACUGCCCGCGCCCGGCCCUCCGCCCACUGCCCGCGCCCGGCCCUCCGUCCACUGCCCGCGCCCGGCCUCCCGCCCACUGCCCGCGCCCGGCCCUCCGCCCACUGCCCGCGCCCGGCCCUCCGUCCACUGCCCGCGCCCGGCCUCCCGCCCACUGCCCGCGCCCGGCCCUCCGCCCACUGCCCGCGCCCGGCCCUCCGUCCACUGCCCGCGCCCGGCCCUCCGCCCACUGCCCGCGCCCGGCCCUCCGUCCACUGCCCGCGCCCGGCCUCCCGCCCACUGCCCGCGCCCGGCCCUCCGCCCACUGCCCGCGCCCGGCCCUCCGUCCACUGCCCGCGCCCGGCCCUCCGUCCACUGCCCGCGCCCGGCCCUCCGUCCACUGCCCGCGCCCGGCCUCCCGCCCACUGCCCGCGCCCGGCCCUCCCGCCCACUGCCCGCGCCCGGCCUCCCGCCCACUGCCCGCGCCCGGCCCUCCGUCCACUGCCCGCGCCCGGCCUCCCGCCCACUGCCCGCGCCCGGCCCUCCCGUCCACUGCCCGCGCCCGGCCCUCCCGCCCACUGCCCGCGCCCGGCCCUCCCGCCCACUGCCCGCGCCCGGCCCUCCCGCCCACUGCCCGCGCCCGGCCCUCCCGUCCACUGCCCGCGCCCGGCCUCCCGCCCACUGCCCGCGCCCGGCCCUCCGUCCACUGCCCGCGCCCGGCCCUCCGUCCACUGCCCGCGCCCGGCCCUCCCGUCCACUGCCGGCGCCCGGCCCUCCCGUCCACUGCCGGCGCCCAGCCCUCCCGUCAUUGCCCGCUGUGUUGGCCUCGAUGCUGCCGGGCCGCGCAGGGUCAUCCCUGACGCUGGCAGCCCGCAAGCCCCGCCAUGCCGCUGGGCACGUCCCGCACCCGCUGCCCGGGGACAUGCCCCUUCCUCCCCGAGGUCCGCGGCCUCCGGGUUCGAGUCCACUCGCCAGCUUGAGCGCCUGUGUGCGUGUCUCCUCCGCGGAGGGGAGACAGCAUAG
Molecule: messenger RNA, 1530 nt
Organism: Erinaceus europaeus (western European hedgehog)
Lineage: Eukaryota; Metazoa; Chordata; Mammalia; Eulipotyphla; Erinaceidae
Exons: 1
Coding region: 1-1530 (509 amino acids)
Source: RefSeq, a predicted model, not a curated record